AAAAUUAAAGAGAUAGGGAACAAGCAAACAUGGCUCUGAUUACGGUAGCAUUAGCAUUCCUGGGUGUCUGGUCCAUAUCAGCACAAGUACUGCAUAAAUCAAUAGUACCAAAAGAAGUAAAGCUAGGUUCAGAAGUUACUGUUUUCUGUGAUUCUGAUCUUGCCGGUGUCCCUGAAAAUGGCAGCCCUGAAGGCAUUUUUGCGUUGGAGCUGUGUUGGAAUAAACAAUUCUUUUACGAGUUCAGUACCAAGUUCGGUACUAACAGAACUAUUGGUGUAAACACUCACUGGCGAACUAAUGUUUCUGGACACUAUCCCAAGAACAGUUUUGGACUUUUUGAUAGGGACAAAGUCAGGCUGGAAAUCGAUAUGAUAAAUAUCACCCUCGAUGACCAAGGCGAGUUUUGCUGCUCUAGCUACAUCAUCCAGAACGGAGAAAUACAACGGCCCUCAGAACGUUGUGAGGACUUUAUAGUUACAAAUCACUCUAUAGUUGAACCAAGCGAUUUUUUGGAAGAACUAACCUUUAAAUGGAUUCAUUGUACCCCUAAUCUCGCGGGAAUUCCUGAUACAGCAACAGAGGUUGAAAACUUGACGAUGUUUUGGCAAAAUAAAGACUUUGAUCCGAACUCCUAUUUUUUGUAUACAUUGAGAUCAUAUUGGAAUAGUUAUAAACAACCAUCAGUAUUUCUGAUCAAACCUCGUAUAAAAGAUAGAUGGGCUGUGUCCCGAUAUUAUAAAGACGUUAAGCCUAACAAGAGAAUGGACAAAGAUAAAGUGCGACUCCUUUUGGCAAUUUGGGAACUAAAUACCGAAGACGUUGGCUGGUACUGUUGCAGUGUAACUUACUUUGACAAACUUACUGAUGCCAAACAUUUAACUUCCAGGUGUCAUUAUUUAUCAGCUUCAGGUAUUAAAGCCAUGCUAUACACCAAAAACGGGAGCUCACUCAAGAUAGUUACCGAGAGCCAAAUCUUCGGGUUGCUGAUUUUCUCAUGGACUCUGCUACAAUUUUAUAGAGGUGAAUAAUUUUCUUGUUCCUUGCUUAAAUGCAACGAAACACCAGGAAGUCUUAUCUACUAGCGAUAUCUAAUAGUGAGCUAUAAGGAAACCAUCAAAGCUCUAACCAUCAAAGCUUAAAAUUUCAAUAGACACAAGA
Messenger RNA from Physella acuta, 1158 nucleotides. RefSeq lists its product as uncharacterized. Lineage: Eukaryota; Metazoa; Mollusca; Gastropoda; Physidae. The record is from RefSeq and is a predicted model, not a curated record.